ACAUCAUUCAUUAGGGACUGAGAUGAGAGAGGAGGGUCUUUUUGACAGUACUCUUUACAGAGCUUAACAACCUGUUCGAUCAGAGCUCACGGUGCUGUCUUUAGCUGCUACCUUUAUCAUUUGUCUCAAAUGGCUGCAUACAAGCUGGUUCUCAUUCGCCAUGGCGAGAGCUGCUGGAAUCAGGAGAAUCGCUUCUGUGGUUGGUUCGACGCGGACCUCAGCGAGACAGGGGCCCAGGAGGCAAAGAAAGGCGGUCAAGCUUUAAAAGAUGCAGGGUUUGAGUUUGACAUUUGUUAUACCUCGGUGCUGAAGAGGGCCAUCCGGACAUUAUGGAUUGUUUUGGACAGCAUUGAUCAGAUGUGGCUGCCUGUGCACAGGACCUGGCGCCUGAAUGAACGCCAUUAUGGUGGUCUCACUGGGUUAAACAAGGCUGAGACUGCAGCCAAGCAUGGUGAAGCCCAGGUUAAGAUUUGGAGGCGCUCCUAUGACAUCCCUCCACCAAGUAUGGAUGCAGAUCAUGACUUUUACAGCAUCAUCAGCAAGGACAGACGUUAUGCUGAUUUGACCGAGGACCAGCUGCCUUCUUGUGAGAGUCUGAAGGACACUAUUGCACGGGCGCUACCCUUCUGGAAUGAGGAGAUUGUGCCUCAAAUCAAGGAGGGAAAGAGAGUGUUGAUUGCUGCUCAUGGAAACAGUUUGAGAGGCAUCGUGAAGCACUUAGAAGGUAUGUCUGAGGAGGCCAUUAUGGAGCUGAAUCUGCCCACAGGCAUCCCUAUUCUUUAUGAGCUGGACAAGAACCUGAAGCCCAUUAAGCCCAUGCAGUUCCUCGGAGAUGAGGAAACUGUUCGCAAAGCCAUGGAGGCUGUGGCAGCACAGGGCAAAGCCAAGAAAUAGAAUGUAUACUCUAUAAUUAUACAUCAGCACUGAUCUAUUUUAAACAAGACUCUCAUAUUUAACAUCAAUGAGACAGAGCUCUAUAGAAAAAGUACAUACAAGUUAAAAAGUAUAGGACCUAUAUGUAACCAGUUUGAAAUGUUAGAAUUUUGAAGUGGUUGUAAGUAUUUAUUACUUAAACCGUUUACAAGGACCACACAUUUUUGUUUGGAUUCAUCUUUAUGUAAUCAUUCCAUAGUUUACUUUGUAUCCACUUUAUAUUUGGUCAAGUGUUGUCAAUGUGGCAUCUCCAAGUACAUUUCUUUUCACAUUAAACCAGUGUUGAGACUGUU
This is a messenger RNA of Carassius auratus (goldfish), 1226 nucleotides long. RefSeq names its product phosphoglycerate mutase 1a (gene pgam1a). The transcript has 4 exons. The record is from RefSeq and is a predicted model, not a curated record. NCBI's taxonomy places the organism in Eukaryota, Metazoa, Chordata, Actinopteri, Cypriniformes, Cyprinidae. Bases 130 to 894 code for a protein of 254 amino acids. Gene Ontology annotation, biological process: glycolytic process. Gene Ontology annotation, molecular function: intramolecular phosphotransferase activity.